CACUGACAUUUCUUCUGCUGCAGCCACCAAGUCCCAAACUUCCUCCACACAGCACGAUCCGAAGAACAGCCAUUGACCUGAUUGGGCGAGGCUUCACCGUCUGGGAGCCUUACAUGGAUGUGUCUGCCGUUCUGAUGGGGCUUCUCGAACUUUGUGCCGAUGCUGAGAAGCAACUUGCCAACAUCACAAUGGGGCUGCCUCUGAGCCCAGCAGCUGACUCGGCCCGCUCGGCCAGGCAUGCCCUCUCGCUCAUUGCCACGGCCAGACCACCCGCCUUUAUCACCACGAUAGCCAAAGAGGUGCACAGACACACGGCUCUUGCAGCAAAUACCCAAUCACAGCAGAAUAUGCACACUACAACUCUUGCACGAGCUAAAGGGGAAAUUCUAAGAGUCAUUGAAAUUCUUAUUGAAAAGAUGCCCACGGAUGUUGUGGAUCUUCUUGUGGAGGUUAUGGACAUCAUCAUGUACUGCCUCGAAGGAUCUUUGGUUAAAAAGAAAGGUCUUCAGGAAUGUUUCCCAGCCAUCUGCAGGUUCUACAUGGUCAGCUAUUAUGAGCGGAAUCACAGAAUCGCAGUUGGAGCUCGCCAUGGUUCAGUGGCCCUGUAUGACAUCCGGACUGGAAAAUGUCAGACCAUCCAUGGACACAAGGGACCGAUCACUGCAGUGGCCUUUGCUCCCGAUGGCCGAUACCUUGCCACCUACUCAAACACUGACAGCCACAUUUCUUUCUGGCAGGUAAGGGUAGCUGCUUCGGGGUCCUGAAGGGUAAACUGCAUGACAUGCCUUCGGUA
Messenger RNA from Carlito syrichta (Philippine tarsier), 793 nucleotides. Its product is annotated as WD repeat-containing protein 7-like. The transcript has 6 exons. The coding region runs from base 114 to 764 and encodes 216 amino acids. Gene Ontology annotation, cellular component: cytoplasm. The record is from RefSeq and is a predicted model, not a curated record. Lineage: Eukaryota; Metazoa; Chordata; Mammalia; Primates; Tarsiidae. Gene Ontology annotation, molecular function: protein binding.